Messenger RNA from Xenopus laevis (African clawed frog), 10065 nucleotides. It is a transcript of the gene plxna2.S, whose product is annotated as plexin A2 S homeolog. Gene Ontology annotation, biological process: nervous system development; epithelium development; anatomical structure morphogenesis. The transcript is spliced from 33 exons. Bases 582 to 6317 code for a protein of 1911 amino acids. Gene Ontology annotation, molecular function: transmembrane signaling receptor activity; semaphorin receptor activity. NCBI's taxonomy places the organism in Eukaryota, Metazoa, Chordata, Amphibia, Anura, Pipidae. The record is from RefSeq and is a predicted model, not a curated record. Gene Ontology annotation, cellular component: plasma membrane; semaphorin receptor complex.
AGGCAAAGUGACUGCUGAAGACGUGUGUGAGAGUGUGUGUGUGUGUGUGUCAGUGUGUGUGUGUGUGUGGAAGGGGGUGUUUCUCCGGCUGCAAGUGAAAGCGAGAACUCAGCUACUGGAAGCUCUCAGACUCAGCUGCAUGGGAAGUGGAGACAGGAGAGGACGCAAGAGAGGAGAGAAGCAUCUACACAGGCGGCACUUCUAUUGGCACAAUGGCACCCUAAUGCACAGCUGAGGGAGAGGAAGGCUCGGGCACUGACUGGAAUUGACCUGCAAGGAGCAGCCGGGAUUCAGUGCCGCUGGAUACGUGCGACAUUGGAGCAGCCCGUGCAGAACGACUCACCCCAGCAACACAAGAUACUUUAGGAAUACAGAUAUAAGACGGGGACCUUGUGGCCGUGUGGAUCUCCCAAGCCCAUGUGGAUUACAGCAGCAGCGGCUCACUGUACAGUGGCUCAGGCGGAAUGAGGUGAGGAAUAAGGUGAGGAAUAAGAAUCAUGUAAAGAACACUGAAGUACAGGAGGAGGUAAACACCAAAGAGAGCCAGGGAAACAUAUCUCUUCCUUCUCUCCUCUGACACAAUGGAACAGCGAAGGAUCUUGAUGUGGACUCAGGGAUCUGUACGCCUCCACUACUGGGCAUCUUCUUCUGUCUUGAUAGUUUUGACCAUGUUAUCUUUAGACUUUCCUUGUGCUUCCCUUUCUAACACCUUUAAUGUUGAACACAGGGAUUGGACAUUUAGCCACCUUACUGUACACCAGACCACUGGAGCAGUGUAUGUAGGGGCUGUAAAUAGGAUCUACAAGCUCUCUGGAAACUUGACUCUGUUGGUAUCCCACAACACUGGCCCAGGGGAAGAUAACAAGUCAUGCUACCCACCACAAAAUGUACAGCCCUGUAGUGAACCUCGUACUUUGACAAACAAUGUGAACAAACUUCUCAUCAUUGACUAUGCUGAAAACCGUCUCUUGGCAUGUGGGAGCUUGUAUCAGGGUGUAUGCAAGCUUCUUCGUCUGGAUGAUUUGUUUAUCCUGGUGGAGCCAUCACACAAAAAAGAGCACUAUCUCUCAAGCGUUAAUGAAACAGGUACUAUGUAUGGAGUAAUUGUUCAUUCUGAAGGUCAGGAUGGCAAACUGUUCAUUGGAACUGCAGUAGAUGGCAAGCAGGAUUAUUUCCCAACACUUUCCAGCCGAAAGCUGCCUCGAGACCCAGAAUCAUCUACAAUGUUGGAUUAUGAGCUGUACAGUGACUUUGUGUCAUCUCUCAUUAAAAUUCCAUCAGACACACUUGCCCUGGUCUCACAUUUUGACAUUUUUUAUGUGUAUGGGUUUUCUAGUGGCAAUUAUGUUUAUUUUCUCACUGUUCAGCCAGAAACUCCAGAGGGCAUCUCCAGCAAUUCAGCCAAUGACCUUUUCUACACCUCCCGCAUUGUAAGAUUAUGCAAGAAUGAUCCCAAAUUUCACUCUUAUGUUUCACUGCCAAUUGGAUGCACCAAGAAUGGAGUGGAGUAUAGGCUUCUGCAAGCUGCUUACCUUACAAAGCCAGGAGCAACAUUAGCUAGGUCACUGAAGAUCACCACCCAAGAUGAUGUUCUUUUUGCCAUCUUCUCCAAAGGCCAGAAGCAGUAUCACCACCCACCUGAUGACUCUACAUUGUGUGUCUUCACGAUCAAGACUAUUAACUUACUUAUUAAAGAAAGGCUACAGUCUUGUUACCAAGGGGAGGGUCACCUGGAACUAAACUGGCUUUUAGGAAAGGAUGUCCAGUGCACCAAAGCUCCAGUUCCCAUUGAUGAUAAUUUCUGUGGCUUGGAUAUUAACCAACCUUUAGGAGGAUCCACCAUGGUGGAAGGUGUUACACUGUACACAGAAGGCAAAGACAGAAUGACAGCACUAACAUCAUAUGUCUACAACAACUACAGUGUGAUAUUUGUGGGCACCAAAAGUGGAAAGAUUAAAAAGAUCAGGGCUGAUGGACCCCCUGUUGGAGGCAUUCAGUAUGAAGUAGUUAAUGUUCUGCGAGAUGGAAGUCCUUUACUAAGGGAUAUGGCAUUCUCCACAGACAACAAAUUUCUAUACGUCAUGUCAGAGAGACAGGUGUCCAGAGUAGAAGUGGAGCACUGUGAGCAGUAUACAAGCUGUGAGGAAUGUCUCAGCUCUGGUGACCCUCAUUGUGGCUGGUGUGUGCUUCAUAACACGUGUUCACGGAAGGAUAAGUGUGAACGGGCAGAUGAGCCAUUUCGAUUUGCGGACAACAUGAACCAGUGUGUGAAGGUUAACGUUCAACCCAACAGCCUCCCAGUAUCUGAACACAGCCUGCCGCUCACUCUGCAAGUCAGCAAUGUCCCUGACCUUUCUGCUGGGGUGACAUGCUCUUUUGGUAAUCUGAAGCAAGAAGAAGGUCAAGUGCUAAGUGGAAAUCGCAUUGUCUGUGUUUCACCAGCAGCCAAGGAUAUUCCCACCAUGCUCGCUGCCCAAGACUGGUUUGGUGUGGAGUUACAACUAAUCUCCAAAGAGACUGAGAAGACUUUUGUCAGCACAAACUUCAAAUUCUACAACUGCAGUGCUCACCAGCGUUGUUUGUCCUGCGUGAAUGGGGAUUUUCGCUGUCAUUGGUGUAAAUACAGAAACCUCUGUACUCAUGACCCAACUUCCUGCUCGUUCCAAGAGGGCCGCGUCAAUGUCUCUGAGGAUUGUCCCCAGCUAGUACCCAGUGAGGAGAUCCUAAUUCCUGUUGGGGAGGUGAGGCCGAUCACCUUGAAAGCUAGAAACCUGCCUCAGCCACAGUCCGGCCAGAGAGGUUAUGAGUGUGUCCUAAACAUCCAGGGAGUGGUACAUCGUAUGCCAGCGCUGCGUUUUAACAGCUCCAGUGUCCAGUGCCAGAACAGCUCGUACAUCUAUGAAGGAAUGAAUGUUAGUGAUCUGCCAGUGGACUUUUCUGUGGUCUGGAAUGGAAAUUUUACCAUUGACAACCCAUACCUAAUUAAAGUUCACCUGUACAAAUGUGCAGCACAGAGAGAGAGCUGCGGCCUGUGCCUGAAAGCUGAUCAUAAGUAUGAGUGCGGCUGGUGUAAGGGAGAAGGCCAUUGUACGUUACACCAUCACUGCAUGUCUCCCCAAAAUCAGUGGCUAGACUGGUCCAGCAGGAAUGUCAAGUGUACCAAUCCACGGAUCCAUGAGAUUCUCACCGUGUCAGGACCACCUGAAGGUGGCACCAGGGUAACCAUUCGAGGUGCGAAUUUGGGCUUGGAUUUUUCAGAAAUUGCUCAGAAUGUGGUUGUGGCUGGAGUGCAGUGCACACCUGUGGAGGAAGAAUACAUUAUUGCAGAGCAGAUUGUGUGUGAAAUGGGUCAGGCUUCCUCAACAUCAAGCUCAGGACCUGUUCUUCUCUGUAUUGGGGAGUGCAAGCCUGAGUUUAUGGCCCGAUCUCUGCAGCAGUACACCUUUGUGUCCCCAACAGUGGCUCAUCUGAGCCCAAGUCGCGGCCCUGAAUCUGGUGGAACCAUGAUUACCAUCACUGGACACAAUCUUGCUGCUGGAAGUAUAGUGUCAAUGACUCUAGGAAAUCAAACCUGUGAAUAUUAUGGGAGGUCUCUUAAUGAGAUUGUAUGUGUGACAGCUCCAUCCACUCAUGGGCUAGGCCCUGUUCAUGUAUCUGUGAGUGUGGACAGAGCUCAGCUUGAAAGUAACCUACAGUUUGAAUACAUUGAUGACCCAAAGGUCCUGCGCAUUGAACCUGAGUGGAGCAUUGCCAGUGGUCACACUUCUCUCACGGUCAUUGGCACCAAUCUGGACAUCAUUCAGCAGCCAAGGAUCCGAGUGAAAUUCAAUGGCAAGGAGUCUGUGAAUGUGUGUAAAGUAGUAAAUGCUACGUGCCUGACAUGCUUGGCUCCAGCUUUGACAUUGGAGUAUCGCCCUGGCUUGGAUUCUGUGGAGAGACCAGAUGAAUUUGGCUUCAUCUUUAACAAUGUGCAGUCACUCCUUGUCUUCAACAACACCAAGUUUAUAUACUACCCUAACCCAACCUUUGAGCUUCUCAGCCCUAAUGGAGUCCUAGAGCAGAAACCAGGGUCUCCAAUCAUAUUAAAGGGGAGGAAUCUGUGUCCUCCUGCAACAGGGGGAGCCAAGCUGAGUUAUACUGUGCUGAUUGGUAAAACGUCAUGUUUUGUUACUGUAUCUGAGACUCAACUACUUUGUGAGUCUCCAAAUCUCACUGGACAGCAUAAAGUAACAGUUUAUGUUGGUGGCAUGGUGUUCUCUCCAGGUUCUAUCAAUGUGAUACCCGACAGCCUCCUAACACUCCCAGCCAUUGUCAGUAUAGCUGCUGGAGGAAGUCUUCUCCUUAUCAUUGUCAUCAUUGUGCUUAUCGCUUACAAACGCAAGUCUAGAGAGAAUGACCUCACUUUAAAGAGGUUGCAAAUGCAGAUGGACAACUUGGAGUCACGAGUGGCCUUGGAGUGCAAAGAGGCUUUUGCUGAGCUCCAAACUGACAUAAAUGAACUGACAAGUGAUUUGGAUCGCUCGGGUAUACCGUACCUGGAUUAUCGAACAUAUGCCAUGAGGGUGCUCUUUCCUGGGAUAGAGGAUCAUCCAGUGCUUCAAGAGCUAGAGGUUCAGGGUAACAGGCAGCAGUGUGUAGAGAAAGCCUUGAAGUUAUUCGCUCAGCUAAUCAACAAUAAGGUGUUCUUGCUGACAUUCAUCCGCACUCUAGAGCUUCAGCGCAGUUUCUCGAUGCGUGACCGGGGGAACGUGGCAUCCCUCAUUAUGACGGCUCUGCAGGGAAAGCUGGAAUAUGCCACAGAUGUCCUUAAGCAGCUGCUCUCUGACCUUAUUGAAAAAAAUCUGGAGAACAAAAACCAUCCCAAACUGCUCCUGCGCAGGACAGAGUCUGUAGCAGAGAAGAUGCUCACAAACUGGUUUGCUUUCCUUCUGCACAAGUUCCUCAAGGAGUGUGCCGGAGAGCCCCUGUUCAUGUUGCACUGUGCCAUCAAGCAGCAGAUGGAGAAAGGUCCCAUUGAUUCCAUUACAGGGGAGGCCCGCUACUCACUAAGUGAAGAUAAGCUGAUCCGCCAACAGAUUGAGUACAAAACACUGAUACUGAACUGCGUGAACCCAGAUAAUGAAAACAGUCCUGAGAUUCCAGUGAAGGUUUUAAACUGUGACACCAUCACUCAAGUAAAGGAGAAGAUCCUGGAUGCAGUCUACAAAAAUGUGCCAUACUCUCAGAGGCCGAGAGCUGUUGAUAUGGAUCUAGAAUGGCGUCAGGGGCGUAUAGCCAGGGUCGUUCUACAGGAUGAAGAUAUCACAACCAAAAUAGAGGGAGACUGGAAAAGGCUGAACUCACUUAUGCACUAUCAGGUGGAAUCAGUUGACUGCAUUGGCAAGGGAAAAGACCAGGUCUCAGACCGGUCUAUUGUAGCCCUGGUUCCAAAGCAAACCUCAUCCUACAAUAUCCCAGCUUCUGCUAGCAUCUCCCGAACAUCCAUCAGCAGAUAUGAUUCCACAUUCCGCUACACAGGAAGCCCUGACAGCCUGCGUUCACGUGCCCCAAUGAUCACCCCAGAUCUGGAAAGUGGUGUCAAAGUUUGGCAUCUGGUUAAAAACCAUGAACAUGGAGACCAGAAAGAAGGAGAUCGGGGAAGCAAGAUGGUGUCCGAAAUCUACCUGACUCGGCUUCUCGCUACAAAGGGAACGCUACAGAAAUUUGUGGACGACCUGUUUGAGACACUGUUCAGUACGGUGCACCGAGGCAGCGCUCUUCCACUGGCCAUCAAAUACAUGUUUGACUUCCUAGACGAGCAGGCCGACAGACAUGGCAUUCACGAUACAGAUGUGAGGCACACAUGGAAGAGCAACUGCCUGCCUCUCCGAUUUUGGGUGAAUGUCAUCAAGAACCCCCAGUUUGUAUUUGACAUCCACAAGGGAAGUAUUACGGACGCCUGCCUUUCUGUAGUGGCUCAAACUUUUAUGGACUCUUGCUCAACCUCAGAGCAUCGACUGGGCAAGGACUCGCCCAGCAACAAGCUACUCUAUGCCAAGGACAUCCCCAACUACAAGAAUUGGGUAGAAAGGUAUUAUGCUGAUAUUGCCAAGCUCCCAGCCAUCAGUGACCAGGACAUGAAUGCCUACCUCGCAGAGCAGUCCCGCAUGCAUGCUGCAGAAUUCAACAUGCUGAGCGCCCUGAAUGAGAUUUACUCGUAUGUCAGUAAAUACAGUGUAGAGCUCAUUACAGCCUUGGAGCAUGAUGAACAAGGACGACGGCACCGCUUAGCUUACAAAGUGGAACAACUAAUAGGAGCAAUGAGCUUCGACAGCUGAACUUUACUUUGUCCCCUUAACUUUUAAAAAGGGGGAAAGGCUCCUGUCAAAGACUCAACAGAGUGACAGGAUUCCCUUUACUUUAUGUCCAACUGUGAAGAACUACAUGAAGUAUCAAUUGGUCUAACAGUAGUGUGAACCUAUCACAGAGCAAGGAAAGCAGCAGAACCUGUCCCAAACACAUCAUUCCUUACCUGAAUGUGAAGACUCCAGAGAUGUCUAAGAGGCUGCUUAUUGCAUGUUCAAUGUAAAGUAUGUGACUACAGACAACAAAAGACUUAACUGCCCUGUUGGUUUGGUUGAUUGUUUAGCUUGUCUUCUCUUCAACAGACUUACUUUUUUUGUUAUUUAUUGUUUUGGGGAAAGAAACCGUUAUUUUUUGCCCAUCUUGGGAUACAAAAGGGAAUUUCAACUCUACUUUGUUCCUCUUAUUUAGCAAAUGUUGGCAUAUUUUGCACUGGUUCAAGAGAUGACUUUCAAGAUGUCCAUGAUACACAGCCGUGUUUAACAAAAGCAUACCGUGGAACAUUUCAGAGUGCCAACCUCUGCUUAAAGACACACUUUCACCAGUCUGAGUUCUGUGGAACUUCACUGACAGCCACUUCCAAUUCACCAGCUGAACUAUUAACAGACACAUCAAAGCAAGAGGUGUUUUCCCAUAAACCCUUUCAAAUCACUGUUUACUGGACCAUUGUCACUAUCAUGGCCAUGGUCACUACACCAUGGCCAAGACCAGUGAAUAGGACAUGUCAGUAGUGAGUUAAUUAUUGGGCAUGUUUCUGACAGCUGAGCCACAAUCACUAAAGACAAUGCCACUGAUAAGGGGUAUAUUAUCCUAUAAAAAUCAGCUCGGUACCAGGCAUGUGAGGCCAUGCAUGUCCAUGUAUUCCUACCACCUCUGUACCUUCUUCACCAUUCAUGAACUGACACUCUUGUAUAGCACUAAUAUUUAGACCAUUAAAGAGCCACCAAAUAAAUACUCUACUUAUAUUUUAAAUGACCAUUAAAUGGCCAGUAACAUAAAUUAAUGUUGUGUUCAUAACAUAACAUGCACUUUUUUCAAAAUAAAGUAUGUAGUCACUCUUCUUCAAUUUCACUCCAGGGCUACAUUAAAGUUAUUCUGUAAUUAUUUUUAAGGUACAGAUUUUUAUUACUAAAUGACACAAGCCAUCUCAGGUCAUUGUGCCUGGUCAUGUGCUUUCAAAAAGAGCUAGCACUUCACAAUGGAACUGCUUUUAGAUUGUAACUUUAAGAGACACUAAUUGGGUUACCUUGAUUUGGAUUUUUACUUUUGAGUACUGUUCUCAUAUCUACCACUAGGUGGUUACCUUUCUAUUGUUCUACUGAAGGGAAAGGGAGGAGGGUGAUAUCACCCUAACUUGCAGUGCAGUAAUAAAGUGUGACUGAAAUCUACCAGAGCACAAGUCACAUGACUGAGGGCACCUGGAAAACUAAGAACAUGUCUAGUUUUGAUAAUUUUCAGGACAGAUUCGCCUAUCUCUAGUAAUCACAAAUACCAGCUUUUUUUUUAAAUGAAAAACUAUCCCUUUGGAACAUUUGUGGUUAAAUGGUUAUGUUGAGCUUUUCCAUUUGAUUAUAAGAAGUAUGCCAUGUCUGGGGAGGCUUCAGUCAAAAAUUAGUUUUGUAUGGAAACCCCUGUCCUGGUGGGUCCUGGGCUAUUGCCCCUUUUAACAUGACAGUCCUUCUGUAAACUACACGUAUUCUAUCAGGCAGAUAGUUUAGACUCAUAUCUCAAACAAGAUGGUGGAGAGAUUUGCCUGAAGAUAAGUUUUGCCACAAACAUUUCUCAUGUGCUUUUGUUGUUUUCCCCUCACUUUGUAAGGCCUAUCAUAUGUUGUGAUUUGCUGCCUAAGAGGGAAUUUUAUGAACACUCUGGAAUUAAUGCUUGGGCAAUUUCAUUUGUCAUUUGCUGUCCAUCAUUUGCAUUAUUCUAAUUUACAGUUUGUACGUGAUCAGCUUAGUCAGAAGCAUUGCCCACAAAUUCAUUUCUUAAUGAUGAUAUGUUUACAACAGCCAUUACUUGAACUAGCUAUGGAUAUUUAUUUUUUAUUGCUGUUUGUUUGUUAUAUACAAUCUCGGAACAUCAGGCACUUGAUGCACUCUUGUUUUCGAUUGCAACACUGCAUUAUUUAGUCACUGUUUCAUGGUCAUUUAAGUGCCACUCCUUCUGUUAAAGGGAAACUAGCGCACUGCUCUUCCGUGAAAGGAUCAACUAAGUGAACUUGUACAUGCCUUGUCACAGCUUAAAGGGAUAUGUGUGGGCAGCCAUACUGCUUGCUAAUAAAGUUAAACAUCCCUAACAUAUACACUCAUAUUUAGCCCCCUUGGUAGGUGAAAGCUUGAUUGGAAAUACUGAGCAAUACUUUCAGAACAAAACAUUUCUAAGAUUUGAAUAUACUUGUUUUACUCAACAAGAAAAGCCAUACUACACAUUUUUGGCAUGAUUAUAAAAGUUAAUUUAACAUCUAUAACAAUUCUAUCAUUUUAUGCCUCUCAUGCAAUAGCAGCUAUGGUUUCCCUUUAUAUAAAUAUGCUCUCCCUCUGUAACAACCAAUUAAAAAGCUCCUGGGAGCACAUGAAACAAUAGCAGACUUGCCUAUGAGACUAACAGGUUUAGAAACCUGUUUCAUGUGCUGCAAGGAGGGCUACAUUGCUUAUUGCAACUUUAUUGUUCCCACACUGGAGACCAAAGCCCCCAAUUUUCUCUUGCUACGGUAAGUCACCUUCUUUGCUUAGAGGCCAUGCAGUGAAUUGCAGGGCAAUACAGUGCUGGCCAAUAAGUCCCGAUUUUCUUUCUACGUAUUUAAUGUUUCCUGGUGAAAGUCUCUCUUUUUAGUUCUCAUUUAAAGUUAGAGAUAAAUUAAUUGGGGUGAUUUGUGAUUUGAUUUGUAUCCAUUCAGUUGAAAUAUUCUGAAUCAGGUUUAACUGUUUAUAUCAAAUAGAGCCAGAUGAAAUCAGUGUGCAAAAUAGCAAAAAAAUACGAUUUGCUUAACUCUACAAACAAUAUUUCUGGCAUUCCAUUGUCAAAUUGUUCAUCGUAACCUUGGCUGCUACGAGCUCCUCGCCAUCACAUCUUGUUUGCGGCUGGAGCUGCUCUUGAUAAUUUAAAAUAUAGACAUUCCCAUAUUUUUUUACGACUGAUCAUUGUUGAGCAUUGUCGGGUUGAAUAUACCAAUUCCCAGUAAGAGAGUCAAGAACAUUGUGGUCUUAUGUGAUUUGUGUGCUGGACAUUGAGCAAGUACCACUUUAGAAAACCAUUUGUGAAUUUUCAAGAGCGCCUAUUGUAAAUGUGCCAACCAGGAAUAUCCGCAAUUCCAUAGCAGUCUUUAUUUUUCUACAGCUCUUAGCAAAGUGUGUCAGAUGAUGAACCAAACGGAGCAAUGACAUUGCAGAGUCCAAACUCUGGGAGUGGGCCUGCUUCUCCCCAGCUCUACUGCACUUGUGAACGAUAGUGUGUCUUUUGCUUUCUCUAUUUUAAUUUCCUCGUCUGCCUCGCUUUUUUUUCUGUCAUUUUUACAGAUGUGAAAAUUACAAAAAAAAUCAAAAGACAAAAAAAAUAACCUGAAAGUUUUAAUUAUUUAAAAAUGUUCGGAGACAAAAAAGUUUUGUUAUUAUUUUAAUAUAUUAUUGUGUACCUAUUGUAAAUAUGAAACACUCCUAUUUUGCAAGCCAAGGACCCACUUUGUACUAUUGUUAUAUAUAAAUAAAGUUUACUGGAUAAAAAAAA